Molecule: messenger RNA, 624 nt
Organism: Gorilla gorilla gorilla (western lowland gorilla)
Lineage: Eukaryota; Metazoa; Chordata; Mammalia; Primates; Hominidae
Product: keratin, type I cytoskeletal 14-like
Exons: 1
Coding region: 46-624 (192 amino acids)
Biological process (GO): intermediate filament organization; epithelial cell differentiation
Cellular component (GO): keratin filament; cytoskeleton
Molecular function (GO): structural molecule activity
Source: RefSeq, a predicted model, not a curated record
UUCACUCAGCCAACUGCUCGCUCACUCACCUCCCUCCUUGGCACCAUGAGCACCUGCAGCCGCCAGUUCACCUCCUCCAGCUCCAUGAAGGGCUCCUGCGGCAUCGGGAGCGGCAUCGGGGGCGGCUCCAGCCGCAUCUCCUCCAUCCUGGCCGGAGGGUCCUGCCGCGCCCCCAGCACCUACAGGGGUGACCUGUCUGUCUCCUCCUCCUGCUUCUCCUCGGGGGGAGCCUACAGGCUGGGGGUCGGCUAUGGCGAUGGCUUCAGCAGCAGCAGCAGCUUCGGUAGUGGCUUUGUGGGAGGAUAUGGUGGUGGCCUUGGUGCUGGCUUCGGUGGUGGCUUGGGUGGUGGCUUUGCUGGUGGUGAUGGGUUUCUGGUGGGCAGUGAGAAGGUGACCAUGCAGAACCUCAACGACAGCCUGGUCUCCUACCUGGACAAGGUGCAUGCCCUGGAGGAGGCCAACGCUGACCUGGAGGUGAAGAUCCAUGACUGGUACCAGUGGCAGCGGCCUGCUGAGAUCAAAGACUACAGUCCCUACUUCAAGACCAUCGAGGAUCUGAGGAACAAGGCGGGUGAAUGGGCAGCAGAAGGUGCCAUUCCAGCUAGCUCCUUCUGGGAACAAUAG